AUCUCACGUCUUCCAUCUCAAGUCCACAGGUCUUCUAUCUCACCUCUUUCCUUUAGAUGGAACACCAAAGCCUAUCGUCUCAGAGGUUGCGGCGAAAGGUCCGCCAACUCCCAGAGAACCCGCUCGCGAAUCCGCUCGAGUUCAUUGCAUUGGAUCUGUGAUGCCGUGUCAUUUCUAAGCCGACGCUCACCGCCGUCUCACUUCACGUGAGGAGGAUAUCAUCUCACUUCAUCUCGCUUCACUUGUUCGGUCGGAUCUCACCUUUGCCCAGCUCCUGGCCUUGUAGCUCUACCGCCCCGUUGACCUCCUGUACAUCUACAACCUCCUCCACCUCGACCGUAUCAACCCGCACACAAUCCAGCUAGCUGCUCGGUCUAGCCCUCACACCUUUGCAUCCACGGCUCACUUUGACUGGGCCUUGUCUAACGCACGUCGGUACGACUCUCCACCACAGACUUUUCAAUAUGACCUCCCAGACACCUCCCGCGACCAACGAUCAGCAGCAGUAUGAGCAGGGAGCAGAGUUGAGUGACGACGACAACGUCCUGACAGAACAGCAACGUCAAGCCGGAGCUGUUCGCCGCGCUGCAGCUGCUUGCCGCGCCCAGGAUGAAGCCAGGAUCCGCGCCGAAGAUGAGGCCAGGACUCGACGUGCACGGGAUGAAGCCGCCGCUGCCGACCUCGCCAGACGUUGGGCAUAUCCCCAGAUCUCAGCGGUGGCGUCGCGCCCUCCACUCCCACGAGUGGUCGGCGGAUUGAACGUCUGAGCCGUGCCACUAAGCCCCCGACUGGUCCCAAGCGACACCAGCGCAC
Messenger RNA from Mytilinidion resinicola, 813 nucleotides. RefSeq lists its product as uncharacterized. The coding region runs from base 465 to 767 and encodes 100 amino acids. The transcript has a single exon. The record is from RefSeq and is a predicted model, not a curated record. NCBI's taxonomy places the organism in Eukaryota, Fungi, Ascomycota, Dothideomycetes, Mytilinidiales, Mytilinidiaceae.